AUGGCGGCAUUCGAGUCAUGGAAGGCUCUUUCGCUGGCAAGGACCAGAUCCCGUACCUCCUCCAUCUCUUCGGCCAAAGCUGAAGCAUUGCCCCCUCCCGUUCUGCCAUCACCCACCACUCCUCGCCGAAAUAAAGGCUAUCCAGGUUUGAGAUCUACUCCUUCCUCACGUCCAGGUACAUCAGACGGCCAGACCCUUGGUGCCGAUCACAGUCGUACUAGAAGUGUCAGUGACUAUGUGCCCGACCCUGUGGCUGUGCCGAAACCCCGAAACAUAGCCGUGUCAACCGCUGGGGCACCAUUCGAGAUCACCGAGUCUCCAACAUCUAUGCAUCGAGAAGAAUAUCUCGGUCCACAAAGAAGAUUGAGCAAGUCCGUUGCCAGACCUCUUACCCCUCCGCAACCGACAAUACAGAUAGAGAGGAGCCACGAAGACGAGCCCGCUGCCAAACGACCAAAACUUGAAAUCUUUAAUGCGCGGAGCAUUUCUACCGGAGAGCCAAGAUCUUACGAAGCGAUCCGGAUUCUCGGCCAAGGGACUUUCAGCAAGGUCUACUUAGCGGUGCGUCAAGUCGACAACGAUCGAAAGGACAAUGUCGAUUACAUGCAAGACAGCAUAAAUAUGGCCGGCGUUCGAGCUCGAUCUCGACGACUUGUGGCGGUCAAAGUCGUAGAACAUGGUCCAGCGGGUGGUGCGGACGCGGAGAGGAUCGAGGUCGGGCUGAAAAGAGAGGUGGACUUGUUGAAAUCCAUACAGCAUCCAUCCCUGGUCCAUCUGAAAGCAUUUGGCAAUGAUGAUAAUGCGCGAGCUCUGCUUGUCAUGAAUUACUGUCCUGGCGGGGACCUGUUUGAAGUGGCGUCGAAACACCACGAGGUCUUGACGCCAUCGUUGGUGCGAAGGGUUUUCUCCGAGCUGGUGUCGGCGGUGCGAUACCUUCAUCAAAAGUACAUUGUUCAUCGGGACAUCAAGCUGGAAAAUGUCCUGCUCAAUAUUCCGGUGCGUGUGCACUCGGACGUGUCCAAUUGGCAAAGCCUUGAUCGGGCGGUUGUCACACUCACCGACCUGGGUCUCUCUCGCCGCAUUCCCGAACCCCCCGAAAGCCCCCUUCUCACAACGCGCUGUGGAAGCGAGGAUUACGCCGCACCGGAAAUCCUAAUGGGUCAGCCCUACGAUGGACGACAAACUGAUGCCUGGGCACUUGGAGUUCUGCUUUACGCACUAAUGGAGGGUCGGUUGCCCUUUGAUCCUCUUCCCGGAGCGCGCGGAGACCCAGCUGUUCUGCGUGCGAGGACGCCGCACAGAAUAGCGCGGUGCGAAUGGGCGUGGUACAAGUAUGGCGACGAAGACGGAGAAUGGGACCCCGUCAAAGGCGCCGACUUUGAAGGUGCACAUGAGUGCGUGGCAGGGUUAUUGAAGAGGAAUACAAGACGGCGACCGUUGGCCGAGAUCCGAGAAUUACCAUGGGUCAAGGACGGGAUCCAGGUCGAUGGAGGUCUAAGAUGGGUUGAAGAGGAAUUGUAA
Molecule: messenger RNA, 1521 nt
Organism: Fonsecaea nubica
Lineage: Eukaryota; Fungi; Ascomycota; Eurotiomycetes; Chaetothyriales; Herpotrichiellaceae
Exons: 2
Coding region: 1-1521 (506 amino acids)
Biological process (GO): intracellular signal transduction; protein phosphorylation
Cellular component (GO): cytoplasm
Molecular function (GO): protein serine/threonine kinase activity; ATP binding
Source: RefSeq, a predicted model, not a curated record